GGGCGCGCCCGCCGGGAGAGCAGACAGGUGCUGCUUGGCCGAGCGCCGGACCUCGGCGAGGCCGGUGUCUUUCCGGCAAGACCAGCUGGGAGGGGCUGGUGCCCCGGAGCGCCCCGCAGCGCAGCCGAGGCGGGGGAUGGCAGCCUGCGGUGGCGCCGCAGCAGCGGGGUUAUAGUCACGGUCCGGCACGUGCGCGGCUGCAGGAGCGAUCCCGGCGUGCUAUAGGGAGUAAGGAUGACCAGCUCCAGAGCCCCAGGCCUUGCCUGGGAGAUCACUUGGCUUGCCUUUGCCAUCUGUACUCAUCUGCAGACAAGAGCAGAACAAUCCCAAGGUGCAUACUUCCUGCCUGAGUUUGCACUUUCUCCACAAGGGAGUUUUCUUGAAGAUACAACAGGGGAACAAUUCCUCACUUACCGCUUUGAUGAUCAGACCUCCAGAAUUACACGCUCUGAUGAAGAUAAAGAAGGUGGCUGGGAUGCCUGGGGAGCCUGGAGUGAUUGCUCGCGGACUUGUGGAGGGGGAGCCUCAUAUUCUCUAAGGAGAUGUUUAAAUGGCAGGAACUGUGAAGGUCGCAAUAUUCGAUACAAAACCUGCAGUAACAAUGAUUGCCCUUCAGAUGUUGGUGACUUUAGAGCACAGCAAUGUUCAGCCUACAAUGAUGUCAAGUACCAAGGACAUUUUUACGAGUGGCUUCCUGUAUAUAAUGAUCCCAGUGCACCUUGUGCUCUUAAGUGUCAAGCGUUGGGGAAAAACUUGAUUGUAGAGCUUGCCCCCAAAGUAUUAGAUGGCACUCGCUGUAAUAUCGAAUCUCUGGAUAUGUGCAUCAGCGGCAUAUGUCAGGCAGUAGGCUGUGAUCGACAACUUGGGAGUAAUGCCAAGGAAGACAACUGUGGAAUCUGUGCAGGAGAUGGUUCAACUUGCAGGCUUGUGAGGGGACAAGCUAAGGCACAUGUUUCACCAGAAAAAAGGGAAGAAACUGUGAUUGCUGUACCGCAUGGGAGCCGCAGUGUGAGAAUUACAGUGAAAGGACCAGCACACCUAGUCAUUGAGUCAAAGACCCUGCAGGGAGACAAGGGAGAACACAGCUUUAAUGCCCCUGGAACAUUUAUCAUAGAGAACACAACUGUUGAAUUUCAGAAGCCUACAGAUAGAGAAAUCCUAAAGAUCCAAGGUCCUUUGGGAGCAGAUUUCAUUAUCAAGACCAGGUAUACUGCCCCCAAAGACAGUGUGGUUCAAUUCUUUUUCUAUCAACCCAUAAGUCAUCAGUGGAGACAGACAGAGUUCUUCCCCUGCACUGUGACAUGUGGAGGAGGUUAUCAGCUUAACUCAGCUGAAUGUGUGGAUGUUCGUUUGAAGCGUGUUGUUCCCGAUCACUACUGCCACUACUAUCCAGAAAAUAAGAAACCAAAGCCUAAACUAAAGGAAUGCAACAUGGAUCCCUGUCCUUCUAGUGAUGGAUUCAAAGAAAUCAUGCCGUAUGAUCACUUCCAGCCACUUCCUCGGUGGGAACAUAAUCCUUGGACUGCAUGUUCUGUUUCCUGUGGAGGUGGAAUUCAGAGGAGAAGCUUUGUUUGUGUGGAAGAGACCAUACAUGGAGAAAUAUUGCAGGUUGAGGAAUGGAAAUGCAUGUAUGCCCCCAAACCUAAGGUCAUUCAAACAUGCAACCUAUUUGAUUGCCCCAAGUGGGUAGCUAUGGAAUGGUCUCAGUGCACAGUGACAUGUGGCCAAGGGUUACGUUACCGAGUAGUAUUGUGUAUUGACCAUCGUGGACAGCACGUCGGCGGCUGUAAUCCACAACUUAAACUGCACAUAAAAGAAGAGUGUAUUGUGCCAAUACCGUGUUACAAGCCAAGAGAAAAAAAUCCUGUAGAGGCUAAACUACCAUGGUUAAAACAAGCACAAGAAAUGGAGGAGACCAGAACCAUAUCAGAAGAGCCAACGUAA
This is a messenger RNA of Alligator sinensis (Chinese alligator), 1944 nucleotides long. RefSeq names its product ADAMTS-like protein 3. Lineage: Eukaryota; Metazoa; Chordata; Crocodylia; Alligatoridae. Gene Ontology annotation, molecular function: metalloendopeptidase activity. The record is from RefSeq and is a predicted model, not a curated record. Gene Ontology annotation, biological process: extracellular matrix organization. Gene Ontology annotation, cellular component: extracellular matrix. Bases 235 to 1944 code for a protein of 569 amino acids. The transcript has 15 exons.